GCGGAGUGAGCGCCCUUCUUUUUCUGCCCCUCUCCGGCUCCCACCAGGACGCCUGUUGGUCACAUGACACAGCUGGGAAAUCCUCCUGAUGCCCCGCUCCUCCCCUCGCUCUGUCACUAACCCGUUUUCUCGCUGUCUGACGGUGUUUGUCUGUUAGCUUGCUGUUAGCUAUCACCACAGUCAACCGCAGGAACGACGCAAACAUGGCGAACACGGCUAGGGACCCUCCGCCGGAGCAGACCGACUUCCAGGAGCUGGAGGACGAGGAGGACCUAUUCCCGGAGCUGACAGUCACACAGGAGCUGCAGUUUCUCCCUUCCACACUGAGCCUCUAUCAGGUGGACAGAGAAGAGGAGGACGGCCACCCGACCCUCAGCACCAACUCAAACGGACCCAAACAAGACUCACUGUUUGAUGAUGACCCCGAGGACCUGUUUGCAGAGGCCACCGAGGAGGUUUCGCUGGACAGUCCCGAGAGAGAUGUGCUGCUGUCCGAUGGCCCAUCGCCCGCCAUCACUCCCAUCACCCCUCCCAUCUCCAUCAUCACCCCUCGCAUCGGCCACGACGACAUGUUCACACACUCCUCCUUCGAUGAGAUUGAAGAGGAGGAGGGUAGCGACUCGCUCGACAUACACAUAUCAGUGUCUGACCCUGAGAAAGUUGGUGACGGGAUGAAUGCAUACAUGGCCUACAAAGUGACAACCAGGACCUCCAUGUCACUGUUUAAGCAGAACGAGUUCUCAGUGAAAAGGCGUUUCAGCGACUUCCUGGGUUUGCACAGUAAACUGGCCUCAAAGUAUCUCCACAUAGGCUACAUCGUUCCCCCAGCGCCGGAGAAAAGCAUUGUGGGGAUGACGAAGGUGAAGGUGGGGAAGGAGGAUCAGUCGUCCAACGAGUUUGUGGAGAAGAGGAGGUCGGCACUCGAGAGGUACGAUGACAGAAAACAGACGAAUCCCGUCCUGCCGAAGGAUCCCGACGUCCUGCAGUUUCUGGAGAGCUCAGAUUUGCCACGGGCCGUCAGCACUCAGGCUCUGAGCAGCGCCGGACUUCUCCGAAUGGUCAACAAGGCCGCCGACGCCGUCAACAAGAUGACCAUCAAGAUGAACGAGUCGGACGCUUGGUUUGAGGAGAAGCAGCAGCAUUUUGAGAACCUGGAUGUGCAGCUGAGGAAACUUCAUGUCAGUGUUGAGUCUCUGGUCUGUCACAGGAAAGAACUGUCAGUGAACACAGCGCAGUUCGCCAAGUCGGCGGCCAUGUUGGGGAACAGUGAGGACCACACGGCUCUGUCCCGAGCUCUGUCCCAGCUGGCCGAGGUGGAGGAAAAGAUCGACCAGCUGCACCAGGACCAGGCCAAUGCAGACUUCUACCUGUUCUCUGAGUUACUGGGCGACUACGUCCGCCUCAUCACUGCCGUCAAGGGUGUGUUCGACCACCGCAUAAAGACGUGGCAGAAGUGGCAGGACAGCCAGGUGCUGCUGCAGAAGAAGCGAGAAGCUGAAGCCAAACUGCAGUUCACCAACAAACCAGACAAGCUGCAGCAGGCCAAAGACGAGAUCAAGGAGCUGGAGGAGAAAGUCCAGCAGGGAGAGAGAGACUUCGAACAAAUCUCCAAAACCAUCCGCAAAGAAGUCAGCAGGUUUGAGAGAGAGAGAGUGAAGGACUUUCAGACCAUCAUUAUCAAAUACCUGGAGUCACUGGUUCAGACACAACAACAGCUGAUCAAAUACUGGGAGGCCUUCUUACCGGAGGCCAAGGCCAUCUCAUAGAGUGCACAGACACAACACGUGGUCCUGACCGGCUCCAGUCCAACUCCACUACCCACCAUGCACCUGCUCCCCCGGGUCUCCCUCCUCCUCCUCCUGUCCAUGCCCAGAGUGAAGAAUAGACAUACAACAGUGAAUCAGCUCAGUCACAUUUCUGCUGUUUAAACAACAAAACUCCUUUUAAGGUCAUCAUGUUUUUCUUUUCUGCUGAACUCAGUGCUGCAUUCAGGUGCUGUGAGAGCAGCUCGGUGGUUUCAUGCACAGACUGAUGCAGUUUUACUAACAGUGUAUCCCUUGUCAGACGGCUUCUGUCUGAGUGAAGUCAGGAAAAAUCAGGCUUCAUAUGAUGUGUUCUUUUCAAAGGUAGACAAUGAAAAUCACAUGUGGCCUGAACGCAGCACGAGUCGUGGCCCCGGUGACGGCCUCCACCCCCCCCCCACAGGGGAAGUCACACUCUGUACGUUUGUAUUUGGGGGUUUUAAAGGCGAUCUCAAAGAUUCACAGCAAAGACAGGGCUCUGCAUUGUAAAGAAACCAUGUUCUUUUUUCAUCACUUUGGUCUCUGGAUGUGUGGAAGCAUGUCCCUGCCCUAAGAAGAUAAAGAUGAAAAGUUAGGAAUCAUAAAGAUAAAACCUGCCAAGGAAAAUCCAGGAAAAAUGUCAGGAGUAAGUCCAAUCAGACAUUUGAUUUGGUUAUAAGAGAACAACAGGAAGUCAACGUUAUGAGACACUGAAGGGCUUGUUUACACGUGUAUGUCAUGGCUGUAAAUCCAGUUUUUUUCUGAUGUUUUACAGACGUGACUUUCUGCAGGUUUGGUUUUUUCUCCACAAAAAAAAAAA
This is a messenger RNA of Monopterus albus (swamp eel), 2601 nucleotides long. RefSeq names its product sorting nexin 2 (gene snx2). Gene Ontology annotation, molecular function: phosphatidylinositol binding. Gene Ontology annotation, biological process: early endosome to Golgi transport. Gene Ontology annotation, cellular component: endosome membrane; endosome. The transcript has 16 exons. The record is from RefSeq and is a predicted model, not a curated record. NCBI's taxonomy places the organism in Eukaryota, Metazoa, Chordata, Actinopteri, Synbranchiformes, Synbranchidae. Bases 204 to 1766 code for a protein of 520 amino acids.